Molecule: messenger RNA, 1815 nt
Organism: Papaver somniferum (opium poppy)
Lineage: Eukaryota; Viridiplantae; Streptophyta; Magnoliopsida; Ranunculales; Papaveraceae
Product: BAG family molecular chaperone regulator 3-like
Exons: 5
Coding region: 463-1476 (337 amino acids)
Biological process (GO): protein stabilization
Cellular component (GO): cytoplasm
Molecular function (GO): protein-folding chaperone binding; adenyl-nucleotide exchange factor activity
Source: RefSeq, a predicted model, not a curated record
UUAAUCAAUAGUUUUCUUCUUUCUCUCAAUAAUUAAGUAAUAAAUUCUUUUAUAUAUUAAAAUCAUUGGUCUUUCAUUUGCUGUCUUAUAGACCUUCUUUCUUCUUUCUCUUUCAUUUCCUCUGCUCUGUUCUGUUCUGUUCUUUCUUCUUCUUCUUCUUAAUCACUUCCUCCUCCAGACACCCUAUCUCUCAAUAAUUUUUCAGUUCUCAUUUCUGUAUUUAUUAUUUCAGUUUCAGAAGAAGGAGGGGAAGAAAUUAAGGAAAAAAACGGAUUUUUCAUUUAUUUUAUUAACUUAACAGUCAACUGUAUUUUGGGGGGUCAGAGAAGAAGAAGAAGAAGAAGAGAUCUGAUAUUUGAUUUUCUGAAAGUUGGGUUCUUUUUGUAAACCCUAGUUUAGUCUGUUUGAUUCUGAAAGGUUACUUGAAGAAACCUAAAAGGAUCUAGAAUCAAAAAUCAGAAGAUGAAUAAAACGAAGACGAAGAUUAUAUCUGAAAUGUCACCGAAGAACAGUAUGGAUGAUAUUUCAAUUGCAGCGGAAUCAGAAUGGGAGCUUAGACCAGGAGGAAUGUUGGUUCAGAAACGUAAUCCUGAUUCAGAUCGAGCUGUUGUUCCACCACCAACUAUAAGAGUUAGGGUUAAGCAUAAUUCAAUCUAUCAUGAAAUCUAUAUCAAUUCACAAGCCAGUUUUGGGGAAUUGAAGAAAAUGCUGUCGGCACCAACUGGAUUACACCCAGAUGAUCAGAAACUGUUGUUUAAAGAUAAAGAAAGGGAUUCUAAAGCUUAUUUAGAUGUCGUCGGAGUAAAAGAUAGAUCAAAGAUUGUUGUGAUGGAAGAUCCUAUGAGACAAGAAAGAAGAUUUCUUGAAAUGAGAAAAAAUGCUAAAUUUGAAAAGGCAGCAAAAUCUGUUUCUGAAAUCACUCUAGAAGUUGAUAAACUUGCUACAAAGGUUGCAGCAUUGGAUUCUGCAAUCUCUAAAGGAGUAAAAGUUGCUGAUACUGAAGUAUUGAAUUUGAUUGAAUUGUUGAUGACACAAUUGAUUAAACUGGAUGGGAUUAUUGCUGAUGGUGAUAUCAAAAUACAAAGAAGAUUGCAGGUUAAGCGAGUUCAGAAGUAUGUCGAGACAUUAGACCUGUUAAAGAUAAAAAAUGCUGAGCCACGCAGCAACGGGAGCCAAAACCCAUUGCAGCAGCAACAGCAACAGCAAAAAGCAGCACAGCCUAGGCAUUCAACAGGAACAAUUCCAACAGCUGCUCCGCAACCAAGACAGCAGCCAGCAGCUGCUCCACAACAACCACAUCAGCCAACAUCUAGGAGGUCUGUGAAGCCAAUUCCAACUACACCAGCUGUGGUUUCGACGAGAUGGGAAACUUUUGAUAACUCAUCGGCCGGGUUUGUGCCAUAUCCAUCUACUUCCAAAACCAAUAAUGGCAACACCACCCAAUCUAAUAAGCUAAACUGGGAGUUUUUUGACUAAUAAAACUCUCCAUAGAUGCAAUCAAGAUAUCAGAUAAAUACUGGUUUGUUUGUGUGCGAGUGUGUGUAUUUUUUUUCUUCUGAGUUUGUGUUCAUGUUCAGUGGAUUUGCCUUUGUCCAUUCUUUUCUGUAUUUAUUAGAUUCUUAAAAAAAUAUAUCCAUCCCCUUUACUCUCUAUUCCACUGAUUCAAUCCGUCAGACAAAUAAUCAGGGUUGUGGAAAUUGUUUUCAUUUUUAGUAGAAAUCAUUGCCAAUUUGUUACGAAUUUGUUAUACUCUCUAUGUAUGUAUGUAUAUGUAGACACUGUAAGAGUCCUCCACUGUUAAAACUUUGUUCCUCA